CAGACGCGGCACUUCGCCACCCAGCCGGCCUUCGCGCCCGGCACCCCGGAGCACGGGCAGUACCAGAGCGGGCAGGCCGGGCACAGCCCCUACGCCGUGGGGCAGGGCCAGCACUUCGCCCCAGGCCAGGCCGUGCCCGUCAGCUACGCCAGCAGCCAGCCCAUCCGUGGCCCCUCGGCCUUCCCCACCAUGCAGUACCUGUCGCAGCAGCCGCCGGGGUACGCGCUCCACGGGCACUUCCCCCCAGCCCAGCCAGGUGAGACCCCCCCGCCCGCGUGAGACCCCCCCCGACACCUCCUCC
Molecule: messenger RNA, 301 nt
Organism: Chrysemys picta bellii (western painted turtle)
Lineage: Eukaryota; Metazoa; Chordata; Testudines; Emydidae
Source: RefSeq, a predicted model, not a curated record